Dermacentor silvarum is the source of this 2219-nucleotide messenger RNA. Its product is annotated as neprilysin-1-like. The record is from RefSeq and is a predicted model, not a curated record. Gene Ontology annotation, cellular component: plasma membrane. The transcript is spliced from 20 exons. Gene Ontology annotation, molecular function: metalloendopeptidase activity. Lineage: Eukaryota; Metazoa; Arthropoda; Arachnida; Ixodida; Ixodidae. Gene Ontology annotation, biological process: protein processing. Bases 1 to 2085 code for a protein of 694 amino acids.
AUGGGAACAUACAAUGUGUGUGAAACACCCGUCUGCAUCGAACGAGCUCGGCUUAUCAAUGAGUCUCUCAAUACCUCCGUCGACCCAUGCACUGAUUUCUACUCAUACACCUGCGGCGGGUGGAUGUCCAAACACAAGAUACCAGACAGCCAGGCAAUGACGAGCACUUUCUCCCGGUUAGAAGACGAACUGCAGGAAACGCUUCGAGAUAUUUUAGGAAACAUUACUGUUGUCGAAGCGAACCAGAAAGUCACAGACAAAGCAGCGGUCGUCUACAAUGCUUGCUUGGCUGUUCCGGAUCUCGAAGAUCGACGGGACGUCAUCCUUGCUAUAAUGAACGCUUCCGGUCUCGAUGAGUGGCCCAAAACAAGCGAGAACAAAGAUAAGAAGAGGAACUCUCGAAACUCCACGGACGCCCUUAGCAGGAUGCGGAUUUCUACUGUUCUUUCAGCUCGUGUUGACAGAGAUUCCAGGAAUUUAAGUGCUUACGUCAUUGAGCUUGACCAACUAGAAUUCCCCACGGUGGGUAGAAACCAGCUCAUCAAUCAAACUACUAAUUACAGUAAACCAAUUAUUGCUGCCUACAAGAGGCUCAUUCAAGUGGCGAUGAAGUUCAUCAAGCCCAGCCUGACUGACGAUGAGCUCGACAAACUUUCCAAGAAUCUUCUCAAGUUUGAAGGACAGUUGGCCAAUCUCACCGCUCCUCCUGAAGAGCGGCGAGACUUGAUGAAACUUUAUCAUAGAACCACCAUCGAAGAACUUGAGAGAAAUUUCUCCUACGUACCGAUCCGCACUCUACUUCAGAAACAAUUCUGUCAAGUAAACAUUACGUUAGCUCCCAAUGAGACCAUCGAACUCUUCGCUCUGGAGUACUACAAAAAACUAAAUGAAUUUCUACGAUGUGCCGACGCUGACACGCUGUUCAACUACGCCGGUCUGCGUCACAUGUUGGAAUGGGCUGCGACAGGAUCACAAGACUUUCGAAAUGCUUCCUUCGAGCUUCGCAAAGUGAAAGAAGGAGUGCGCGUUCAAAAGCCGAGGUGGAAACUGUGCGUCACCGAGGUAAAGGAUGUGAUGGUCGAGAGUGUAGACUACCUCUACGUGCAGAAAAAGUUCAAUCAACAGGCCAAGAAAGAGGUCGAAGACUUGGCGAGAAGGAUCACAGUUGCCUUCAAUGAAUCUUUACAAUCACUUAGAUGGAUGGAUGACAAGACUAGGGCUGCAGCAGAGACAAAGUUGAUGAAAAUCGGAUCCAAAAUUGGAUAUCCUGACUGGCUGUUCAACAAGACAUACAUUGAGGGACUUUACAAAUUUGUUCCACAUCUGCUCCUGAAUGCCUCCUAUGGGGAGAUGCUAUACGCAAUAUCAGAAAACAACCGGAAACGGGAAAUGGCAAAGCUGCGACAACCAUACGACUCGGAUACUAACUGGAUAGUUGGCGCAGCGGUUGUCAACGCUUUCAACUAUCCGAAUGGCAACGAAAUGGUGUUUCCUGCGGGGAUUCUUCAAGGCGUCUUCUAUGAAUAUGGAAUACCACGUUCCUUCAACUUUGGAGCCAUAGGCACGGUGGUUGGUCACGAAAUGACACAUGGCUUUGACGACACAGGAAGUCAGUUCGAUGCAGAAGGUGCACUCAAACAGUGGUGGACCAACAAAACUCGCACUGAGUUCAUGAAGAGGGCCGAAUGUUUCCAGUAUGAAUACGGAAAUAUCACCGACGAGGAAGCAAACAUGACGCUCAAUGCCAAAAGCACUGUAGGCGAGGACAUUGCUGAUAACGGUGGACUCCGUCUGGCUUUCGAGGCGUAUCAACGACUUCUCACACAGGAGUACAAGAACAUUGACACCCGGCUAAAAGGUCUGGAACAUAUCUCUGGAAAUCAGCUGUUUUUCAUCGCAAACGGAAUGAUAUCGUGCAGCGCGAGCCGUCCUGAGCACCUUAAGCUCCUGAUUCAGUACGACCAACACAACCCUGAUCCAUACAGAGUCAACGUACCAAUGUCAAACAUGGAAGCCUUCUCCGAUACCUUCAAUUGUUCAGCGACCUCUAAGAUGAAUCCGAAAGACCGCUGCACUUUGUGGUGAAGCGUGGUCGCACACGAUUUGAAGGCAUGUCUGCAAAGUUUGGAGGCACUGAACUAUUCAUUGCGAGUUGCAAGGUCCGCUGCACCAUCAGGACAUAGAGUUAUAAUAAAAAAAGAACUGAAUUAUUUGCUUAC